CCGCCGGGUCUCCGGCCUCGAGGGCUCGGGCUCGCUGCGGCGGCGGUGGCCGCGAGGAGAGGCGGCGGGGGCGGGGGGAGAGGAGGGCCCGGGCCCGCGCUCCCCCAGCCCCGCAGAAGCAGGCGGCGGCGGCUGCGGACCCGGAGGCUCGCCUGGCCGGCUAGACACCGCUGCCUUCCGCUCCUGGGAUCAUGACCCAGGCGGGGGUCGCCGCCACUGCGGCCGGGAGCGCGUCGCCGGCGGUAAGAAGAAAACAUAACCUAUAGAGACCAUCUUCUGGCAGAAGAUGAUAGAUUUGAACCAGAAAGAGGAGGAGCUGGAAGCCAGGAAUCCAAAGUGAAGAAACUCUACGAGCCCUUGGGUUCCUAUCACUGUCACCAUGCCAGAAAUGACAGAGCAUGAGACGCCUGUGAAAAAGCAGCACAGAAAGAAGAACCGGGAGACACACAAUGCAGUGGAGAGGCACAGAAAGAAGAAAAUCAAUGCUGGGAUAAACAGAAUAGGAGAACUGAUCCCAUGUUCCCCUGCUCUGAAACAGAGCAAGAACAUGAUCCUGGACCAAGCCUUUAAGUACAUAACAGAACUGAAGCGGCAGAACGAUGAGCUUCUGCUCAACGGAGGGAACAGUGAACAAGCUGAAGAAAUUAAAAAGCUACGGAAACAACUGGAAGAGAUCCAAAAGGAGAAUGGCCGGUAUAUCGAAUUGCUGAAAGCAAAUGACAUAUGCUUAUACGAUGACCCCACAAUCCACUGGAGAGGAAAUCUGAAGAGCUCAAAGGUGUCGGUUGUUAUUCCAAGUGACCAGGUCCAAAAAAACAUCAUUGUUUAUUCCAACGGGAGUCAGCCCGGGGGAAACAGCCAGGGGACAGCCGUUCAGGGGAUAACCUUUAAUGUCGGUCACAGCUUGCAGAAGCAAACCGCCAAUGUGGUGCCAGUGCAGAGGGCCUGCAAGCUUGUGACUCCUGUGUCUAUUUCUGGAGUUUACCCUCCUGAAAACAAGCCGUGGCAUCAGACUACAGUGUCUGCACUGGCUGCCAACCAGCCUGUCCCCCUUUGUCUUCCCGCUGCCAUUUCUGCUCAAAAUAUUCUCGAACUUUCUACUUCCGAAAGCCAAUCAAGUGUGCUUGGUGCCACCGGCAGCUCACUGAUCACCGUUGCAGUUGGCCCUGACCCUCACCAACAUUGUUCCUCGCACACAUGCCUAAAAGAUCAAAAUGCUUCAGAAAAUAACAACGGGCAAGAGAGCCCCAAAUCAUCAAAGAAAACAGUUCCGUGUGUCACAAGCAUCUCCUCCGGCAACUCAGCAGCUGCCUCUAACGUCCAUCAUGAAACCAAAUCUGGCCCGAGUGUGCAGGACUUCAGUGAAGACUUGCAAAACACCCCUGCUGUGUCAGUUACCUCCUCAGCAUGCUCCGAGCCUCCCAGGUGUAUGGGUGACUCUUCCCCAGGGAGCAUUAGCAAGACAGCCGGCUCAACAAAUACCACCACAGUGGUGGCCCCAGCUCAUGCCGGAGGAGUGAUGACCACCCUCCCGGUGAGCAGUCUUUCUGCAAAGCCUUUGGACAGUGGUUGGACUCUUUCUUGUUCUUUGCCUUCUUCAAGUGUCAGUGCUUCAGAUUUGAAAAACAUCACUAGCCUCACCCGAAUCUCUUCAGCUGGAAACACACAGACAACAUGGACUACUUUGCAUCUGGCCGGAAACACUAUUCAGCCUUUGAGCCAGACACCGUCUUCUGCUGUGACUCCGGUAUUGAGCGAGUCGGGUACCAGCCCUACCCCGAGCCACCACAAGCAUGUGGCUACUGGCAUCACCUUAAAUAACCCCCUCCCAGCGGAUGGGCCCCCAGUUGAGCAAGCAGUGGUGACAUUGCCUUCAUGUCCACCCUUACCUAUGCAGCCACCAACUGCCCAGCCACAAGUUAAAUCUCAGCCUCCAAAACAUAUCCUUCCCUUGAACUCAGCCAUGCAAGUGAUUCAGAUGGCUCCCUCAGCUGGGUCAGCGGUCACUGCGGCUCCGGGUAACCAAAACGUUAUCAUUCUUCAGCCACCCAGCACGACCCCAUGCCCGGCAAUGGUGCGGGCCGAGGUUCCCAGCCAAGCAGUAGGUCAGCAGAUUGUCAUCAUACAGGCAGCCAAUCAGAAGCCAUUGCCACUGCUCUCCGCCCCCCAUCCUGGUUCUGUUCGACUCCCUGUCAAUGGGGCCAGUGCUAUAAUAGGGUCUCAUAAUUCAGUGCAGAGUGUGCCAGCCCCACAGACUUUUGGGGGGAAGCAUCUUGUCCACAUACUACCACGACCUUCGUCUUUAUCCAUGUCUAAUUCAACCCAAACCUUUUCUGUUACCAUGUCAAACCAACAGCAGCCUCAAACCAUUUCUUUAAAUGGACAGCUCUUUGCUUUGCAGCCUGUCAUGUCUUCAUCAGGAACUACAAAUCAAACCCCUAUGCAAAUUAUUCAACCCACCACCAGCGAAGAUCCAAAUACCAAUGUUGCCCUGAACACAUUUGGGGCUCUGGCCAGCCUCAAUCAGAGCAUAUCCCAGAUGGCAGGCCAGAGCUGUGUGCAGUUGUCUAUCAGUCAGUCUGCUAGUCCUCAGACUCCCACAAACACUCAAACCAGCCCUGCUAACUGUGUUCCCCUAGCAACAACUAUAGCACCUACCAUGACAACAGAUAAUUCAGCCACACUAUCCAGUACUUACAGUCUGGCAACAGCCUCCUCAACAAACCCCGUCACUUGUUUGCCCCCUACCAUGAAAUCCAAAAGACUGAACAAGAAGCCAGGUGCCAAGAAACAUGCAGCCAACAAGCCAGCAUGUCCCCUGAAUUCAGUCAGAGAUGUGGGCAAGCUAGAUGGCCCCAGAACAGACAGCUCAGCAGAACUGUCGUGUAGUGAUGGACUGCUGGACAGCCUCCCUGUCAGCCUAGUGUCUGUUGCCGUGCCCCAGGCCAAGAGUGGUAACAGUCCUGCUCCACUGGCCAUUCUGAACUCUGAGUCAGUAGUCCCUGAGUCUGGGUCCGGAUCUAAGUCAGCGGAAGACUGGAACUCAUCCCCCCAAGAAUCUGAGACAAACGAACAGUUUGCAGUGGCCCCAGCAAAAUCCAAAGACUCCACUCCCACCUUGCAAGAGACAUCUCAGGGCACACCACCAACUGCAGUAGCAUUGUCCAGUGCUACAAAAUCCUGUACUGCAACCAAUGUGUUGAUCCCAUCUCCUCUUGAACCUCAGACUGCAGUUUCUCAGGCUUCUGGCGUGUCGUCUACUACAAGCACUUCGAUCACUGACUGUAUUUCUGAGGUAGAAAUUGUGGCAGAACCUUGCCCAGCUCAGCAGGAUUCCCUGGACACCGCACAAACCCCAGGGCCUUUAAAGGGGCAGGGUCUGACUACAUUGCUGUCUGACCUUACUAAAGAAAAAGACCUUCAGACCUCAUCUCUUUCUGUCCGGAUGGGUCACCCUGAUUUUUCUCCAGGAGAGUCUAAGCUGGGUGAUUCUAAUGUCGAUUUGCAUCCCAAGCAGGAACUAUUGCUGAUGAACGAUGACAGAGGCCCAGCACAGCACCACUCGUGUCUCCCUGAUCAAGAGGUUAUGAAUGGCUCUCUGCUCACCAGUAGGCAGGCUGACUCUCCCAUGUCAACCAGCUCUGGCAGUAGUCACAGUUUCUCAGUUGCAUCCAUGCUUCCUGAAACAGCUCGAGAAGAUGUGACCAGCAGUACAACCACUAACACAUGUGACAGUUGUACCUUUGCAGAGCAAACUGACAUCGUAGCCCUUGCAGCGAGAGCUAUUUUGGACCAGGAGAACAUUGAGAAGGGAAGGGUUGGCACACAGGCUGAGAUGAGGGAGGUUACUUCCAAGCCUUCUGAAACCUCUCUAGAGGGAGAGCAGCCUUUUAAACCACAGAUCCAUAAGGAGCCUUGCACAGGACAGGCAGAUGCAACACCAACUGAAUUUAACUCUCAGGAUUCAGUGGAAGUCACAGUUGAUAGGCCUCUUGAAAAGCCUAGCUGUUCUCUGGGAAUUAAAACAUCAAAUGCCUCCUUACAGGUGUCGGCCUCUCAGCCACCAAGUCUUACCAGUUUAAGUGUGAAUAAUCUUAUCCAUCAGAACAGCAUCAACCAUCCUCUGGUCAGCUGCACGGGGUUAUCCCAGCCUUCUGAGCAAACGUCUAUUCCUGUGACUGUCAAUAUGACUGUUGCAUCCAGUUCUUAUGGCAGCCAGCCUCCUGUGCCACCUCUGAUGACAGAGUAUUCCCAGGAACAGCUGAAUGGCAUGACUAGCGCCAUACCAAAUCCACAGAUUCAAGAACCCCUUCCAAAGCCUAGUCACGAGAGCCGCAAGGAUUCUGCAAAGCGCACUGUACAAGAUGAUCUUUUACUGUCUUCAGCCAAACGCCAAAAGCAUUGUCAGCCAGCCCCUCUCAGGCUUGAAAGUAUGCCCCUGAUGAGCCGGACUCCAGACAGCAUUCCUGAUCAAACUCAAAUGAUGGUGAGUCAGAUCCCCACCAACUCUUCAAACUCAGUUGUACCUGCUAGCAACCCAGCGCAUGGUGACGGCCUUACACGGCUAUUCCCUCCUGGAAACAACUUUGUGGCACCAGCAUUGAGGCAGACAGAAGUUCCAUGUAGUUCUCAGCCUCCUGUUGCUGAGCAACAGCAGCAAACUCAGGCAAGUCAACAUCUGCAGGCCCUGCAGCAGCAUGUACCAGCUCAAGGGGUGUCUCACCUUCAUACUAACCAUCUCUACAUCAAGCAGCAGCAACAGCAGCAGCAGCAGCAGCAGCAGCAAGCAGGACAGUUAAGAGAGAGGCAUCACUUGUAUCAGCUACAGCAUCAUGUGCCUCAUGCAGACAGUACUGUCCACUCCCAGCCCCAUAUUGUGCACCAACAGAGAACUCUACAACAGGAAGUUCAGAUGCAGAAGAAGAGAAAUCUCGUUCAGGGCACUCCUGCCUCUCAGCUGUCCUUACAACCAAAACACCAUGGGACUGAUCAGUCAAGACCCAAGAGUAGUCAGCCACAUCCUCACCAUCAACAGAUGCAGCAACAGAUGCAGCAACAUUUUGCAAGUUCCCAGACAGAGAAGAGCUGUGAAAACUCUUCAACUAACCGGGGUCAUCAUAGCCAUGCCCAGAACCAUCUCAAUCAAGAUAUUCUGCACCAGCAACAGGAUGUUGGAAGCAGACAGCAAGGUUCAGCAGUUUCUUCUGACCAUGUAUCCGGACAUAAUCCAAUGCAGAGGCUUUUGCCAUCAAGAGGCUUAGAGCAGCAAAUGGUGUCCCAACCCAGUAUUGUGACUAGGUCUUCAGACAUGACCUGUGCUCCACACAGGCCAGAGAGAAACCGAGUGUCAAGUUACUCUGCUGAGGCACUCAUUGGAAAGUCAUCUUCUUCUUCAGAGCAGAGAAUGGGCAUGUCAAUUCAGGGCUCCAGAGUUUCAGAGCAGCUGGAAAUGAGAAGCUAUCUUGAUGUUCCCAGGAAUAAAAGCUUGGCGAUUCAUAAUAUGCAGGGUCGCAUGGACCAUCCCGUCCCUCUUCCUGACUGUCAGACCUUCAAACCAGCUGGAGCCAGCCAACAGCCCCAGAGUAAUUUUGAAGUACAAUCUUCAAGAAAUAAUGAAAUCGGUAAUCCUGUGCCAUCACUGAGAAGCAUGCAGUCCCAGGCUUUUCGAAUUAGUCAAAACACUGGCCCACCACCAAUCGACCGACAAAAGAGAUUAUCUUAUCCACCAGUUCAGAGCAUCCCAACAGGAAAUGCUGUCCCACCAAGGGACAGUGAGAAUACUUGUCACCAGAGUUUCAUGCAGAGUUUACUUGCUCCUCACCUUGGUGACCAGGUCCUUGGGAGCCAAAGGUCACUCUCAGAACACUCAAGGAAUACACAAUGUGGUCCAUCUUCAACAAUUGAAUAUAAUUGUCCCCCAGCUCGUGAAAGUGUUCAUAUUAGAAGAGAGAGUGAAAGUCAGACUAGGGACAGUUGUGACAUGUCUUUAGGUACAAUUAACACCAGGAACAGCACUUUGAAUAUUCCUUUUUCAAGUUCCUCUUCCUCAGGAGAUAUUCAAGGUCGAAACACAAGUCCUAAUAUUUCUGUACAGAAGUCUAAUCCCAUGAGGAUUACUGACAGUCAUGGGACCAAGGGCCACAUGAACCCUCCUGUCACAUCCAACAUGCAUGGGGUUGCAAGGCCAACUUUGCCACACCCAUCUGUGUCUCAUGGGAAUGCUGACCAAGGGCCCCCUGUACGUCAGGCUAACUCUUCAGUUGUCCAUAGGUCAAGACAUCCCCUGCAAGACAGCGGUGGUUCCAAAAUCCGCCAACCUGAAAGGAAUCGUUCUGGAAAUCAAAGGCACAGCAAUGUCUUUGAUCCAAGUCUUCCUCAUCUUCCUCUCUCUGCUAGCGGCAGCAUGAUUCUUGGACGUCAGCAACCUGCUGCAGAGAAGAGAGGGAGUAUUGUCCGUUUCAUGCCUGAUAGUCCACAAGUACCUAAUGAUAAUUCAGGUCCUGACCAGCAUGCGCUCUCACAAAAUUUUGGUUUCCCUUUUAUUCCGGAGGGUGGCAUGAAUCCACCAAUAAAUACAAAUACUUCCUUCAUUCCACAGGUUACCCAGCCCAGUGCUACACGAACUCCAGCCCUCAUCCCAGUAGAUCCCCAAAACUCUCUCCCCUCCUUCUACCCUCCCUAUUCCCCUGCUCACCCUACUCUGUCCAAUGACAUUUCAAUCCCUUAUUUUUCUAAUCAAAUGUUCUCCAAUCCUAGCACAGAGAAAGUAAACAGUGGAAGUUUAAACAACCGAUUUGGAUCCAUUUUAUCUCCUCCCAGACCCGUUGGCUUUGCGCAGCCAAGCUUUCCUCUUCUCCCUGAGAUGCCGCCAAUGCACAUGGCCAACUCUCACCUAUCCAAUUUUAACAUGACAUCAUUGUUUCCGGAAAUAGCGACGGCUCUUCCUGAUGGCUCGGCGAUGUCACCUUUGCUCGCCAUAGCCAACUCCUCUGCUUCUGACUCCUCCAAGCAGUCCUCAAACAGACCUGCUCACAACAUAAGCCAUAUCUUAGGGCAUGAUUGCAGCUCAGCUGUUUAAAUCCAGAGAGGCUGAAUGUGGUGGUUCGAGUUGAUGCAACAGCUGUUCUUGUGUGUAUACAUGUGCAUUGAGAGAACUUGUGUGGGUGUGUGUCUUUGUUUUGAAUAACCAUUUUUCACUUAGCUUCUGAUUACAAGGAAGUCAUGUCAAAGAGGAUGCAUACGCUGGGAUUGUCAAAACAAUCACCUUUCAUUUCUGAGUGAUGUGCUUUCUUUAAUCAUUUAAAUGAUUUACCUUUCCAAGUUUGAUUUGUAAUCUUUUAUUCCCUAAGUACUAAUCAACCAGAAGUUGAAGAGAUCUUGGCACAUGCUGGAUGGUAGGAAGGAGCUGAGAUUUCAAACUCAGUUGUUGCUAAGUUGUAAAAUAGAUAGUUGAGAUGGCUGAGUUGCAAAUCCAAAAGUAAAAGCAACUUGAAAAAACAUGAUUCAUCACUUGGUUGAUGUCAAUAGCUAACAGUUCUGCACCAUGGCAAGUGAUAAAUUGGUAAUGAGUUAAAUUCCCAUAAGUAAAGUCAAGCAGAUAGAAAAUAUAUGAAGUGUUUGAUUCCUGAGCUCUGUUACAGGCACUUGUUUCUUAAUUAUAAUUUUUAAUAAACUACCUAAAUUUCAUGUCUUGUUCUUCAGAGAGCCACAUUAUCCGUUAAUGUGCCAAGAUCAUGUAAAGCUAAAGUCUUCCUUAGACAAUGAGCCUUAAGAAUACAAAGCUAAGACAAAAUACAGAAAUGCUUUCCACUUAGUACUUGGGUUUUGCGUUAGCCCAAAGAACAGCAGUUGUAUUGUGGCUUUUCCUAGGGUCAGUUAGUGACUAGCACUUCACCAGUUGAGUUGAUCAAGUAUUCGCUCUUCAUUCUAUUUAUUUGGUCUUGAAACAGAUUAGUUUACAAUCACUUACAUAUUAGAACUGCUCAUAUUAUGUUUAGAAUAUUGUGUUUAGAAGACACAUUUGAGUCUUUUCAGAUAUUUCUAGAGUUUUAAGCUGUCUUGGUAUUUUCAUUUACUGAUUAUUUUAAAUGUUGCAUUGUAAAUUGCAUUAUUAUCCUUCAUAAUUUUCAGGAAAUGAAUUCAUUAUUUUUCUUGUAGGUAUGAAAUGGUGCUUCACAAAAUACAUCCUCUAUGUACAUCAGUGAGUUUAUGAGUGAGAGUGCAUGUGAGAACGGGUUUUAAAGAGUAGACUGGUCCUUGCUGUUGGAGAUGUCUAUCAUAUAUAUAAAUACAUAUGUCAUGUUGCACAUGAUAUAUAGAUAUAGCCUUGUCUCAAUUAAAAGUGAACAGUAGGACUGCCAUCUGCAGAUGGAAAUUGAGACUUUCUCUAGAGCAGUGGCUCUCAGCCUUCCUAAUGCGACCCUAAAACAGCUCCUCAUGUCGUGGCGACCCCAACCAUAAAAUUAUUUUCAUUGCUGCUUCAUAACUGUAAUUUUGC
Molecule: messenger RNA, 8497 nt
Organism: Onychomys torridus (southern grasshopper mouse)
Lineage: Eukaryota; Metazoa; Chordata; Mammalia; Rodentia; Cricetidae
Gene: Usf3
Product: upstream transcription factor family member 3
Exons: 7
Coding region: 380-7078 (2232 amino acids)
Molecular function (GO): protein dimerization activity
Source: RefSeq, a predicted model, not a curated record